AUGAAUGGGAUAGCUGGUAGCACUUCGCCGCGAGAACCUCUCUUCGUACGCGCCCUUUACUCUUAUGAUGCCGACGACCGGACGAGCCUUAGCUUCCAGCAAGGUGAGAUCAUCCAGGUGAUCACACAGCUUGAGAGUGGAUGGUGGGAUGGCGUGUUGGAUGGCGUACGUGGCUGGUUUCCUAGCAACUACUGCGCAGUGGUGAACGCGCCCUACGAUGAUGGCAGUGGAGGGCAUGGAAUCGCGGGAGAUUCGGAAACGGAGGAGUCGGAGGAUGAGUAUGGCGAGCAUGACCUAGACCAUACCGCAAAUGGCAUCCCGGCGCGACAAAGCGGCUUGGUCACGAAUAGUCAAGAGGAGGCAGCUUUCUGGAUACCGCAAGCUACACCGGACGGGAGACUGUUCUACUUCAACACUCUCACGGGUGAAAGCACCAUGGAGCUCCCGCUUGAGGCGCCGACAUCUGCGAACGAGACAGGACCGCGAGAUCGAACCCAUGUGUAUAUUCCGGACCAGACCAGGCCGCCUGCCGAGCUAAUGGUGGCUGGCUACGAGCGGGAUGAUGAUACGGACUAUGCGUCCGCCUCUGAGGCUGAAGAUGCGUCAAUGAUGCGAGAUUCAAAAAGCUCAGGCCCACGGCGACGCCGCUCGUUACUUUCAGAGGGCGUGUCGCCCGCAACAUCAAUGGAUUCUCUGCAUUAUGCAUCAUUGUUGACGCGGUCCCAGACCAAUUUGACAGAGACGAGUGCUUCAAUGUCCUUUUCCGCCAUGCAGCAGGGUAUACCGCCUAUUGGUACAACUAUGAGCUCUUUUGCAAACGCUCCUGCUGGACUCUCCGCGACUUCGCUACUGUCAAGACGAUUCUUUGACGACGCCCAAGCAGUGCCUCUGACGUGGAAUACUAUAGUCGAGGACAUGCGACGUGCGGUGCAGAGGUAUCGCGAAGUGAUCACUAAUGGCGAGCGGUCAGAGUUUGUUCGUAGAGCCGAAGACAUCUCCGAUCAUCUUCGCCUGCUUCUUGCUGCAGGCUCCGGUACGACAGACAACCACUCUGGCAAUCCUUCCAUCAUCUCGACUAACAAAGCACUCUAUCCACAUUUCAGAGAGAUGAUGUCUCGCUUCUCAAAGUUGGUGCUUUCAUCCCACAUCGCCGCGGCGGACUGGCCGGCACCGGAUUCAUACCAAAAGUGUUUGCAGGAAGCCGAAGGUCUAAUUCACGGUGUCUACGGCUUUGUCGAAGUGGCACGACAGCAGCGUGGCGAAGAGAUUUCGCGGCUCACGCCAGGAUUCAUUGGUGGAAGUCGGUCAGCGGGCAACUGGCAGACGAACGGGCUGACACCCCGAGACCCUUUGAGUUCGAUGUCAUUUAUGGACGACGAAACGGACGCGUUGAAUGAACCAACUGCUCAGCUGGAUCAAGCACUUCUGGAGCGCAUGGAAGACCUCAAGCGACUGAUAGUAUCGAGCAUACGGCGCUUAGAUGAGCAUCUUGUUCUGCGUGAGAAGCUCAUCACGCCCACACGACACCGCCGAAUCGGAGAUGCGAUCUGCAAAUGCGGAAGCCAGGUGGUAGAAGUCUGCCGGCCUUACUUCUCCGCCGUCGAGUCAGUGGACCUGGCACCGGUUGGAUCAAGCUUGAACAGUCCGCAAUUGAACGACUUCGCCGACCACAAGCAGAAGCUCUACGAUACGACUGCGGAUCUAGUCAUAGCCUGCCAAGCAGUGAGUAGUCCAUUGGCGGAUGAAUGGGCUGAAGUUCGUGGUCCUUCGCUAGAAGAGCGGCUGAGCCGCGUGCGGACUGCUGGACGUGAUCUCGACACGGCUGCUAAUCAGGUAUGGUUCUCGCUACAACUGCUCUGUGGCCUCCUUCCGCAAGAUGAUGCACCGAGCAAGGUUUCGCAUCGCUUGACAGACGGUGGCGCGUCAUAUGAGCAACAUGUGCGCCAGAAUUCGCGGAAUUUGCGUCCUAAUGCACUAGGAGAUAUUGGCCAAUCUAAAUCGUAUGCGGAAGGGCUACCGAUCGAGCAUUCUGCCGAUAUUAAGCGGAACGGAGACAACUCGAAGGUUAAGCGCUUCUUCGGCGAGGUUCCGGCGCCGAUAUCGACGGGCAGAGAUUCUGAGGAGACACCCGAAUUCUUGAAGCUUGACCAUGAAGGGGAAAUUCAGUACGACCUGAAGGCCAACCCUCCACAGCUGCGCGGUGGUACUCUGACCGGCUUGGUCGAGCAGCUUACGCGGCACGAUCGUCUAGAGUCGCAGUUCAACAACACCUUCUUGCUAACGUAUCGGUCUUUCACCAGUGCUCCAGAGUUAUUCGAGAUGCUAGUCAAGCGAUGGAGCAUACAGCCACCUGGUGGCUUGAGCGACCAGGAAUUUCAGACCUGGGUGGACAAGAAGCAGAAGCCUAUACGAUUCCGAGUGGUCAACAUCCUCAAGUCCUGGUUCGAUAUCUAUUGGAUGGAAGGCAACGACGAAGACAGCCAGCAGCUCAUGCAGAGAGUUUACGACUUCGCGAAAAGCGCCGUGCAGUUAACAGCAACGCCAGGAGCUGGCCCGUUGAUAACUGCCAUCGAGCAGAGAAUGCGCGGACAGGAUGCUUCGAGCAAGCGACUGGUGCUCACAAUGAGCUCACAAGCACCCCCGCCUAUCGUUCCAAAGAACAUGAAGAAGUUGAAGUUUCUCGAUAUUGACGCUCUCGAAUUUGCACGACAAUUAACGAUCAUUGAGUCAAAGCUGUACGGUAAAAUCAAACCUACCGAGUGCUUAAACAAGACAUGGCAGAAGAAGCUUGCAGAGGGCGAGCAGGAUCCGGCGGAGAAUGUCAAGGCACUGAUCCUACAUUCGAACCAGCUCACCAAUUGGGUGGCUCAGAUGAUACUAACGCAGGCAGAUGUAAAGCGCAGAGUGGUGGUUAUCAAGCACUUCGUCACCAUCGCGGAUAAGUGCAGAACUCUCAACAACUUCUCGUGCUUAACAUCUAUCAUCUCUGCACUCGGAUCGGCGCCUAUCCAUCGCCUUAGCCGCACAUGGGGCCAUGUCAAUGCUCGAACCACUCAAAGCCUCGAGUCUAUGCGGAAGCUCAUGGGCAGCACGAAGAACUUCCUCGAGUACCGAGAAGCCUUGCACAAAGCCGAUCCGCCUUGCAUUCCUUUCCUGGGCACCUACCUCACGGAUCUCACGUUCAUCGAAGACGGCAUCCCGUCGGUCAUCAAGAAGACGCAGCUUAUCAACUUCGCGAAGAGAGCGAAGACGGCCGAGGUGAUCCGCGACAUUCAGCAGUACCAGAACGUGCCAUACGGUCUACAGGCGGUUGCGGAGCUCCAAGAAUACAUUCUGAGAAACAUGCAAAGUGCGGGAGAUGUGCAUGAGAUGUAUGAGCGCAGCUUGCAGGUCGAGCCGAGGGAGAGGGAGGAUGAGAAGAUUGCGAGGUUGUUGUCGGAAUCUGGUUUCCUAUAG
Messenger RNA from Baudoinia panamericana UAMH 10762, 3456 nucleotides. RefSeq lists its product as uncharacterized. Gene Ontology annotation, biological process: positive regulation of GTPase activity; Ras protein signal transduction. Gene Ontology annotation, molecular function: protein binding; guanyl-nucleotide exchange factor activity. The record is from RefSeq and is a predicted model, not a curated record. Bases 1 to 3456 code for a protein of 1151 amino acids. The transcript has 3 exons. Lineage: Eukaryota; Fungi; Ascomycota; Dothideomycetes; Mycosphaerellales; Teratosphaeriaceae. Gene Ontology annotation, cellular component: plasma membrane.